Molecule: messenger RNA, 1218 nt
Organism: Cyprinodon tularosa
Lineage: Eukaryota; Metazoa; Chordata; Actinopteri; Cyprinodontiformes; Cyprinodontidae
Gene: pih1d2
Product: PIH1 domain containing 2
Exons: 5
Coding region: 138-1091 (317 amino acids)
Biological process (GO): rRNA processing; box C/D snoRNP assembly
Cellular component (GO): ribonucleoprotein complex; R2TP complex; cytoplasm
Source: RefSeq, a predicted model, not a curated record
UCUAGUUGCCGUGGCAACUAACAACAUUAACGCAGCUGUGCACAUAAAGUUGAAAAGACUAUAGAUACAUGCUGACUACUUUAUAAACAGUCAGGUUUCCCAGCAUUAGAAAAUAAACUUCAAAGAUAAAAGCUGGUAUGAUGUCAUCCAACGGCGGAAGGCAUGUUUUACAGCAGGUCAGCCAGUUUUGGUCCAUGCUGGACGAUCUGUCCGAAAACGACCCUGUAGCAUACAGCAGGUUCAUAGAGGAGCAGAUGAAGAGAGGAGCUGAAUUCAACGCGCCGCCUGAGCUCCACUCGUGUGUGCGAACCCAGAUACUGGAACCAAAGCCAGGUUGGCUUUAUAUUAAUAUUUGCAGCUGGAAACGAGUGCCUGCACCUCAGAAUCUGAGCUGUUCUCCACACUUAUAUGGCGGAAAACUAGAAACCAUCAAGCCAGAAGACCAAGGAUGGCUUGCUGUGUUGGAUGUGGCAUUAAACCCCGCUGUGCUACAGAAGAGGAAGGACGAUAAAGCAGAUAUUAAUGAUAUCUAUAAGCUGGCUCUGAGUUUUGCCCAGCAACAGCACAGGAUGUUGUUAUCUGCAGAGUACAGCAUUGUCAGCUGUAGUCCAAACAGUAACCGUGAUGACUUACGAUGUCGACUCGGCUUUCAGAAGCCUCCAACCUCCAAACUGGAAACAGCCGGUCAGACCCCAGCUUCCCUCCUACAACGGAUCUCCUCUCAACAAUCAGGGGCACAAGAGGAGGACAGCAAAGUCCAAAUUAUUUGCAGACCCGUGGAGCACAUAAAGAACGAUUUGAUCCAGGUCAUUUCCAGCACUUUCCAGGGGCCUCAGGAGCCAGAGUAUCUGCUCGAGGUGAAGACUGAUGCAGCAGGAGUUCCUCGCAGCGUGAAGCUGACAGUGGACCUGCCAAAGGUUCGUUCCAUGUCAGAGUGCCAGCUGAGAAUAUCCAAGGAGGAUGUUGUUCUGCAAGUGGAGGAUGUUUAUUAUUUGCUCCUGGAGUUUCCAAAAACUGUCAACGAGGACACAGCAUCCGCCGUUUUCUACAAGAAGAAGAGGAGACUUACGCUGACAGCAGAUGUUUUGUGACCAAUUAAUUUUAAGAGAAAAGGUAGAGGGUUCGCACCGUCACACAUGCAAGGAGUGAACUCGUAUAACAAAAACACCUUAAAAGAGUGUGGUUAAAAAAACAACAACAUUCAGAAUAAAGAGUGCA